AUGGCUCUCCCAGACACGCGCAACUAUGUCCUUGCCAUCGAGAAUAACAAGCAGGAAGCGGCGGAAAUCGCAAAGUCGGUGGCACAAAAACUCGAGAGUCGCCAGACAACCUUGAUUGAAGUUGUCCAGUCGCUGGGCGAGUAUAUCAACGAUGACGACGAGAAAAUCCGUGCCAGAGCCGUCUCCUACCUGGUUGCUGUCAUCUCAGCGCUCCCUCCGAAAUACCUGUCCAGACAACAAAUCCAGGUGCUUUGCCAGUUCUUCUGUGACCGCAUUCAAGAUGGAGGAGCAAUUGAGGGCUUGUCCAGACUGCAGGGCCUCGAAAGAUUUACAAGCGAGAUGGCUCAAACGGUCGUGAGAGCGAUAUUUGAGCACUUCACAGACUUGCAGACACGCAACCAGGCUGGCAGGUACCGGAUCCUCCAGCUCCUGAACGAACUCUUAGAUCACCAUCGCAAAGCCGUAAGGGACAUGAAAGACGAGUCCCUUGUGGGUAUCACGAACUUGGUGGCAGGCGAAAAAGACCCUCGAAACCUGAUGUUGAUCUUCUCUAUGCUGAGGGUUCUUAUGGUUGAAUGGGACAUCAGAGACCAUGUACAAACCAUGUUCGAUUCUGUAUAUGCUUACUUUCCCAUCACCUUUCGUCCGCCUCCCAAUGAUCCCUACGGUAUUACAGCUCAGGAUCUGAAAGACAGACUACGUGAGUGUCUGGCUUCUACUGGAGCGCUGGCACCCUACACCUUCCCCAACAUGCUGGACCGCCUCGAUUCUACCUCCACCACUGUCAAGAAGGACUGUCUACAGACUCUGACCGCCUGCGCUACCAACUAUGACCCUGAGACGCUAAGCCAGUUUUCAAUACCCCUCUGGGACGCCGUCAAGUUUGAGGUAUUGCAAGCCCAGGAGCCAGAGCUGGCAGAAGAAGCUCUGCAUGUCCUCAAAGCCAUCGCUAAUUGCUUAUCUACUGCUGCUCACACCUCCCAAAGUAAAACGACAUCGUCACUCCACCAGUACUUGACACCUAUCAACAAAGAAUGCCUGGAACAUCUGCAAGAGCCGGCGACACGGCAGGCAAAAGCUUCCGGUGACAUCCUCAAAGCAGUGUCAUCAGCCUCGGUCCAAUCUUUCGAAAUUGUGGUCCAAACCGUUGGACCAGCACUAUUAGGUAUCUAUCAGUCUUCGAAUGGCUUGGUGCAACAGCGAGCGAUUCUGGAGAUUGCCAACCAGCUGUUCGAGGCUGCUAUUGAGGUCUAUGGCUCUUGGACAGCUCCAAGCCCUAAAAAUCCUCAAGGGCGACAGAAUCUUGUCGGACAAUUCAAGGACAAUUUUGUGGCCCUAUAUAGUCAAGCCUUGAUGGGGACGGUCAAGGAAGAGGUUUCAUUCCGGCUGACGGCUGCAAACGGGCUGUUGUUGGUGUCGAAAAUGAAUUCGGUGCUCACGGAUGACGAGAUCGGUCUUUUCGUCCAAUAUUUCGAUGAUAUUGUCCUCAGGGAAGAGUCCUACGGCCGAGACGAACUGAAAAGGAAAGCCAUGACGGCGUUGGCCGAAAUAUCUCAAUUCAAGCCUAAUUUGAUCUCCAACAUCACAUUUCCAGCUUUUAUGGCACGUUUACCUGACUCAGAAGAAGAGGCACGGACUAGUGAUUUCGGUUCUGUGCUUGAAGGGCUGGCGGAAAUCAGUCGAGAGAAGGAAUUGCUGGGGACGCUGAUGAGACGUCUCUUGAAUAAAUUGGACAUUCUUUUCAGCUCCAGUCAGGGUCCUCCAUUUCCCUACACAUGCCAAAUCUUGGGUACAAUUCUUUACGUCUUGAAUCGCAGCGUUUCAGACCAAAAUGCGACUUUGGAUGCAUAUUUCGAACGGGUCGUCGUGGCACUGUCCCGAAGAAUAUCAGAUGCCAAUCACGGUCCGCUGGCGAAUGAGAACGUGCUGGAUCUGCUUGGUCGAAUCAUGAACCUCAUCGUUCGACACUCUGCGGAACCGGCGGUUCAACGGACUUCAGAAUGCUUUUAUUCUCUAUUCACUCAAUCAUCAGCCGGCGAAGGAUCUGACAGCUUCGUCAACUUGAUCGAUCAGCCUACCCGAACCAUUCUAUCGACAUGGCUUUUGGCAGCUGUUCCCAGAAGCACGAACUCUCCACUGCUGACAAGGGAACAACUUACCCUGAGCAUCCAAAACUUGGUAUCAUUUGCUUCAAAUGCUCAAAGUCCGGCAGUCAUACAGAGUUGUCUUUCUCAAGUUGCUCUCUAUGUCAACAAGCAUUUUGCAACCGCUGAUCUUGAGUUCGUUGACAAUUUAGUCUCGGAGAAAUUGUCCGCACUCAAGGACGAACCCAUGGACGAGACCACAACGCCCGAUUUCGACAUUCGCCUCCUUUUUGCCCUCUUCAAGGCUCUAAUUCUCCGACUUUCGCCGAGAACGAACGGUUAUCUGGCCAACCUUGUCGAGCUCCUUGAUUCGAGACAGUAUCCCCACCAAGUUUCUCAGCAAGCAGCCCGGGGGUUUGCUACUAUCUUGGCAGCCGACGACAUUUUGUCCAAGCAGAAUGGAGCGCAAAUUAGGUUGCUUGCUCCUCAGCGCGUCUUCCAAACCCUCACGCCAAUGAUUUCCGACAAAUUCAGAACAUCACAGUCAACGCUUGAAAAAGAGAAUUAUCUGGUCGCAAUGAGUGGUAUCAUGGCGUCUGUUCCUUCAGAGAUUGUGAUGCCAGAGCUUCCCACCCUCUUGCCCCUCCUCUUACAAUCUUUGGACAUUGCAGACCAAACUGUUAAGAUUGCUACUUUGGAGACGUGUGCAGUUGUUCUAUCGAACAACCCUGCUGCGCUUGAGGAAAGCGGACACAUACCGGCACUGGUGAAGCGACUUAUCGCUGUUGCAACGGUGACGAAAUCUAAGGCGCCCGUUCUUGUGAAAACAGCCUCGCCUGGCCAGGGGUAUACGCCCAUUCCACCAACGAAUCUACCGAAAACCCGUCGCCUAGCCACACGUUGCCUCACUUUAAUGCCCAAAUACAUUUCAGCAAGUGCAUCACGAGCCAACCCUCUGAUUGCACUCAAGCGUGAAGUCCUGCAUGGGCUGACGAAUAUUUUGGAUGACCCGAAGCGGGAUGUGAGGAAAGAAGCUGUUGAUGCUAGAGCAGCUUGGCUAAGGGAUGUCGAUGAUGUAAAUGAUGACGAUGCGUAG
Messenger RNA from Fonsecaea multimorphosa CBS 102226, 3180 nucleotides. RefSeq lists its product as uncharacterized. The coding region runs from base 1 to 3180 and encodes 1059 amino acids. The transcript has 4 exons. Gene Ontology annotation, cellular component: cytosolic [4Fe-4S] assembly targeting complex. The record is from RefSeq and is a predicted model, not a curated record. NCBI's taxonomy places the organism in Eukaryota, Fungi, Ascomycota, Eurotiomycetes, Chaetothyriales, Herpotrichiellaceae. Gene Ontology annotation, biological process: iron-sulfur cluster assembly.